GCAGUAUAAGAAUGAAAACAAACGCAGCACAGAUGAAAUGAGAAGAAGAGGAGAGAGAAAGAAGUGGAGUGAACAGACGACGAUGAAUGGCGGAAAUGACAGAGACGCAGACAAAGGAUUGAUCUGGAAACUUCCUAAAGUUACGACCAAGGAAUUCGGCAAAGUCGGUCCUGCUUUCGGCUUCGGAGCUGGCUGUGGUCUCGGCUUCGGCCUCGGCAUUAUCGGCGGCGUGGGCAUUGGGCCUGGGAUCCCUGGACUGCACUUAGGUUUAGGCGUUGGUGUUGGAUGUGGUGUUGGUUUAGGUUUCGGAUAUGGUAUGGGCAGAGGUGUUGCUUAUGAUGACAACAAAAGAUACUCUAAUAUUGAAAAGCCUUUUAAUGGCUCAUAUGUUCCAUCUCAAAAUGAGGUAGAUGCACUGAUUGAUGAGUUUGUCAUAAAAACCAAGAGGCUAAUGGUAGCAGCUUCAAAGGAAAUCGAUAAGUGGAGACGAUAGACAAGACACAAGAGUAUACCAGUUCUUAUUAUUCUUAAUAAAGGUACUGAAAACCUUUUCAUACCUUCUUACUUCUUAGUCGUUGAUACUGGGUGGAGUACAUGUAAAUCCUCCAAAAUUAGACAGUAGUAAUAAUAACAGAGCCAUAUACUUGUAUAUUGUUGGAUAUACAUUAUGUAAUUUUCUGCUUUUCUUGGUUCAAAUAAUUCUAUUCAUCCUCUUAUCCUGUACACCUAUAUUUCAUUUUUUUUCAUGA
Messenger RNA from Spinacia oleracea (spinach), 749 nucleotides. RefSeq lists its product as uncharacterized. The transcript is spliced from 3 exons. The coding region runs from base 38 to 493 and encodes 151 amino acids. The record is from RefSeq and is a predicted model, not a curated record. NCBI's taxonomy places the organism in Eukaryota, Viridiplantae, Streptophyta, Magnoliopsida, Caryophyllales, Amaranthaceae.